AUGACUGUCGACUACUCCGUGUACCUCGUCACCGACUCCACCAUGAUCCCUGAAGGGUGUACUUUUCUUGGACAGGUGGAGCAGGCGGUGGCCAAUGGCGCCACCCUCGUCCAGCUCCGGGAGAAGCUGAUGCUGACCCGCGACUUCAUCGCCCAGGCAGAAAAAGUGCACGCCAUUUGCAAGGCCAAGAGAGUGCCGCUCAUCAUUAACGAUCGGGUCGACGUCGCUUUAGCCAUUGACGCUGAAGGUGUUCAUGUGGGGCAAGACGAUAUGCCAGCGCCGCUAGUGCGCCGCCUCAUUGGCAACGAUAAGAUUUUGGGGGUGACCUGUUCUACGGUGGAGGAGACGGAGCAAGUGGCGAAGGAGGCGGUGGCCGACUACGUGGGGUUAGGCACCGUGUACCCGACCAAGACCAAAUCCGACGUCACUGACCCUCACGGUACUGGCCCCUUGGGCAUUCGCAAAAUGCUCAAGGUGCUUCAGGAGCACAACCGAGACGGCGCUAAGCCGCCGAUCCGCUCCGUUGCCAUCGGCGGCAUUAACCAUUCUAACGCUGCACAGGUGAUGUACCAAUGCCGUGUGGGCGCUAACACCGAUAACGAAGAAGCCAUUGAUGGGGUAGCGGUGGUGCUGUGUAUCAUGGCGCUGAAGGACGCUGGCAAAGCCACUCGCGAGCUCCAGCAGUUGGUGACGGCGCCGGCGCCGUGGCUCGCCACCGCCUCCAGCGAGGUUGAGACCUCUAAUAACUACGUGGGAGCGGUGCGCGAUAAGUCGCCGUUAGUACACCAUUUAACCAAUAACGUCGUCAAGAACUUUAGCGCCAACGUCACCCUUGCUGUGGGGGCGCUGCCGAUAAUGUCUGAGCUCAAGGGCGACUUCGGCGACCUUGCCGCCGCCCCCUAUGCUGCCUGUGUCGUCAACAUGGGCACCCCUGACCCCGACACUUUGGCCAUGUUUGCCGCCGCCAUUGGCGCUUACAACAAUGCCCGCAAGCAUGUUGUGUUCGACCCUGUGGGCUGUGGCGCCACUAGUGCUCGACUUGCGGCCGCCGCCAAAAUCGUCAAUAGUGGCGUGGUGUCGGUGAUCAAGGGUAACCCCGGCGAGGUGUGGGCGUUGUCGACGUUGGGCGCCAACUACCAAGCCUCGUCGAAGACUGUAACCUCUAAAGGUGUUGAUUUUGAUGGCGCAAUGUCCGAUGACGAUCGGCGUGAAUUAGCGCUCACCGUCGCCCGCGAAUUCCGCUGUAUCUGUGUCGUCACCGGCGCCCACACCUGUAUCGCCGACGCCGACCAUGCGGUGAUCGUGGACAAGGGGCACCCGAUGAUGGGACAGGUGACGGGACUGGGGUGCCUGUUGGGCAGUGUUAUCGGUGCCCACCUUGCUGUGGCCGACUUGACGGCGCCGUCAGCGUUCGCUGCUGUUGUCAGUGCCAUCGAACGCUACGGUGACGCAGGCACCGCCGCCGGCGCUGGCGCCCCGGGCCCGGGAUCAUUUGUCCCAAGGUUCAUUGACGAGUUGGCCCGCCAAAAAUAG
Messenger RNA from Diutina rugosa, 1533 nucleotides. RefSeq names its product bifunctional hydroxyethylthiazole kinase/thiamine-phosphate diphosphorylase (gene THI6). The coding region runs from base 1 to 1533 and encodes 510 amino acids. Gene Ontology annotation, molecular function: ATP binding; hydroxyethylthiazole kinase activity; thiamine-phosphate diphosphorylase activity. Gene Ontology annotation, biological process: thiamine biosynthetic process. The transcript has a single exon. Gene Ontology annotation, cellular component: cytoplasm. Lineage: Eukaryota; Fungi; Ascomycota; Pichiomycetes; Serinales; Debaryomycetaceae. The record is from RefSeq and is a predicted model, not a curated record.